This is a messenger RNA of Sorex araneus (European shrew), 2315 nucleotides long. It is a transcript of the gene IL34, whose product is annotated as interleukin 34. Gene Ontology annotation, molecular function: macrophage colony-stimulating factor receptor binding; cytokine activity. Gene Ontology annotation, biological process: positive regulation of cell population proliferation; positive regulation of protein phosphorylation; positive regulation of monocyte differentiation. The record is from RefSeq and is a predicted model, not a curated record. The transcript has 8 exons. NCBI's taxonomy places the organism in Eukaryota, Metazoa, Chordata, Mammalia, Eulipotyphla, Soricidae. Bases 716 to 1432 code for a protein of 238 amino acids.
CUCCCCGCCUUCCCAUCCGUCAGCAGGCCGGGCUCGUGGGCUGGGGGACGCCUCGGUCGCUCCCACCUGGCACCCCAGCCUCCAGGAGCAGCUGAGGAGCCCGGAAAAUCUCCCCUGGCCUGAGCAGCUUUAAAAUCGAACAUCUAAUUAACACGCCUGUUCGUGUUUUUAUUGGAUUCGCUUCAAUAAAAAACAAAUGAUGGCACACAUUCAGAGAAGCGAAGAAACGAAAGCCUACAGCUUGAUGAGCAAUUUCUUGGUGAACGCCCAGUGAAGAAGGAACGAGUCUCAGGUCUGGAAAUAGACAAUUAUUAGCGUUGAAGUCGCCUGAGUCCACCGCUUCUGAAAGAGCCAGACUUCACACUGAGCAGCUGCAGACGGAAAAACCAGAGGAAGCUCAACCCAGCCCCAGAUUCCGAGGGGCCAGUCGGGGACUCUCCUGCCGGCGCAGGAGGACCUCUCCGGCCAGGUCCGGCUGCCAUGGGCCUUGCCGCCGCCCACUGGCUGUGCUCUGCACUGCUGGGCAGAUAAGAGGUGCUGCCCGGAGCACCUGCCACCCCUCCGAGGGCCACUCCUCCCAGGGGCCAGCCCUGACCAUCGAGGCCACUUCUGGGUCCCGAGGCCAUGUAGACCCCACCCAGGGCCUCAGUGUCUAGACCGGCCACCAUCUCUCCAGGACUUUGCCUCUGCUGCCUCGGGGAGCCAGCGCGCCACCAUGCCCCGGAGACUCGCCUGGCUGCGCUAUCUCGGCGUCCUGCUGGGCAUGACCUUGGGGAACAAAGACUUGCAGGUGCGGCCUUUGCCCCAGAACCUGCAGGAGGAGUGUGAUGUGACAGGCUUUCUGCGCGACAAGCUGCAGUACAGGAACCGUCUUCAGUACAUGAAGCACUACUUCCCCAUCAACUACAGGGUCAGCGUGCCUUACGAGGGGGUGCUGAGGAUGGCCAACGUCAGCAGACUGCAGAGGGAACAGGUGAGCCAGCAGGAGCUGCGCUACCUGUGGGUCUGGGUGAGCCUCAGCGCCACCGAGGCAGUGCAGGAGCUGCUGCUCGACAGCCACCCGUCCUGGACGUACCUGCAGGAGGUGCAGACACUGCUGCUGGACAUCCAGCAAGGCCUCCUGGACGUGGAGGUCAGCCCCAAGGUGCAAUCACUGCUGUCACUUCUGAGUGCUCCAGGACUGAACUUGAAGCUGGUGCGACCCAAAGCCCUACUGGACAACUGCUUCCGGGUCAUGGAGCUGCUCUAUUGCUCUUGCUGUAAAGCAAGCUCUGCCCUGGCCUGGCAUGACUGUGAGGUGCCCAGUCCUCUGCCCCCCGGCCCCGAGCCCUCCUCCAAGUGUGUGGUGCCCCCGAUGUACUCUCAGCCCCCAUCUCCCCCCACCGCCCUUCCUCGCUCCCCAGGAGCCAAGGCUGGGCUCCCCCCUCAGUGAGGCUGCUAGGGGUCCCCCAGGUAGGGCCCCCCUACACCAAGCGGCCUGUUUGUGACCUGAGGGCAGCUGCCAUGCUGCUGGGCCUUAGUCUUAGGGGUGGUGGGACCCAGGAAGGGUGUUGUUCCCCGGAGGGGGAUUCCUGAAAGGCCCCUCUGGCCACUGGUGGCCAGCAGGAGUUCAGGACCCCUCUCGGCACCACCCGGUGCUGACUCACCUGAGGCCUGCAUGGGGGGAGGGGGGUGGGGGGAGGGGUCAGCCCUGGUCACACGCCACAUCUUGCCACAGUGAACACAGUGAACACAGUGAAUGCUUGUCUUGUUCCUUAGAAUUUUUUUUUUUCUAUUAAACAUCAGCUUUGUCUCGUCUCCUUCGGACUUGGUUUGAAUUUUGGGGGAUGAAUUAGGAGGGGGCCGGGCAGCCUGCUCCCGCUGGCAGCUGCAGCACCCAAGCAGGAGGCGGGGUGUGAUGGGCAGGGUCCUCGGAGCCCACGGGGCCAUGGAAGGGAGGUGGAGGGCGGGCCUCACGCUGCAGGCAGAGGAGGCUGUUAGUUACAGUACAACUUUAUUAAUACUGGAAUCUUCACAGUGCAUUUGUUACUUGUAGCGGUGACUACUGAGAUCGGGGAGGGGUGGAGGGAGGGGUGGGGGGGAGGGGGAGAGGAUAAUUUCUCCCAAAAACCGACAGAGAGAAAAGGAACAAAAAAUGAUUCAGACGGGAUGGGGGUGGGGGCAGGCCCACCCCCACGCCGUGGCAGGUGAGAGUAGUGACGAAAGAAAACAUGAGUCAGAACCAGGAGAGGGAGACCUGGGAUGGGGAAAUAAAUUAAAAAAAAAAAAAGUAAAAAAGAAAAAAAAAGGAACAAGUUAACAACAGCACCAGAAAA